Zingiber officinale is the source of this 1487-nucleotide messenger RNA. Its product is annotated as 3-hydroxyisobutyryl-CoA hydrolase-like protein 3, mitochondrial. The transcript is spliced from 10 exons. NCBI's taxonomy places the organism in Eukaryota, Viridiplantae, Streptophyta, Magnoliopsida, Zingiberales, Zingiberaceae. Gene Ontology annotation, molecular function: 3-hydroxyisobutyryl-CoA hydrolase activity. Gene Ontology annotation, cellular component: cytosol. The record is from RefSeq and is a predicted model, not a curated record. Gene Ontology annotation, biological process: L-valine catabolic process. The coding region runs from base 131 to 1270 and encodes 379 amino acids.
AAGUACACCGAUCAGUUUCGCCUCUCAAUCGUCCUCGUUUCCUUCCCACGCUAAAAUCCCUCGCGUGGUUCUUCUCAAAUCCCUCAAACCCUGUUUGGUUCCUCUCCGAUCGCUUCCGUUCUUCGCCGCCAUGGCCGGUACCGCAGAAGAUUUCGUGAAGGGCCGCGUUUUGCCGAACGGUGUCGCCAUCAUCACCCUCGAUCGCCCCAAAGCUCUCAACGCCAUGAAUCUAGAGAUGGACUUAAGAUUCAAGGGUUUCUUAGAUGAGUGGGAACCUGAUCCUAGCGUAAAGUGCAUCUUAGUCGACAGCAGCUCAAGCCGUGCCUUUUCUGCAGGAAUGGAUAUCAAGGGUGUUGUGGCAGAAAUUCAAAAGGACAAAGCCACACCACUUGUACCAAAGGUAUUUGCUGCAGAGUAUUCUUUGAUAUGUAAAAUAUCGGAGUAUAGAAAGCCUUACAUUUCCUUAAUGGACGGUGUGACUAUGGGGUUUGGAAUUGGGCUGUCUGGACAUGGCCAAUAUCGCAUCAUCACUGAGAAAACUCUUCUUGCAAUGCCAGAGAAUGGAAUUGGUUUGUUUCCAGAUGUUGGUUUUGCUUAUAUUGCUGCCAAUACUCCUGGGGAAGGAGCAAUUGGUGCAUACCUUGGAUUGACUGGAAAAAGAAUAUCCUCCCCUGCUGAUAGUCUGUACAUAGGUCUUGGAACUCAUUUUGUUCCCUCUGGUAGCAUAGCUGCCCUCAAGGAAGCCCUGCAAAAUAUCAAUUUCUCCAAUGAGCCUCACAAAGAUAUUGAAGCUGUGCUAGCAGAGUACAGUAAAGAACCUGGUUCAGAGUCUCAACUGAAAACACUUUUGCCUCAAAUUGUUUCAUCUUUUGGUGUAAAUAGAUCAGUCUCUGAGACAAUAGAGGAGCUGAAAAGGCACCAAACAAGUACUGACACUGCAGUGGCAGCAUGGGCUAGCGAGGCUCUUUCUGGAAUAGCUAAAGGUGCUCCGUUCUCUCUUUGCCUCACCCAAAAACAUUUUUCUGAAGUUGCAUUAGCACAUAAAAACAAUCAACAUCAUCUAUCAAAACUAACUGGAGUAAUGAAAACUGAAUUCCGGAUCGCUUUGAGAUCCUCACUUCGAGAUGAUUUUGCUGAAGGUGUUCGGGCAGUCUUGGUGGACAAGGACCAGAAUCCGAAAUGGAACCCAUCCAGAUUGGAGGAAGUUGACACUGCUGAAGUGGAAUCAGUUUUUGCCCCAUUACCUGAUGAAAAUGAAUUAAAUGUAUGACAAGGAAGAGUUAAUGAAGGUGAAGAAAAGGACCUGCUGCAAAACCUUGCUCUGGUAUGCCCUCGGAAAACAUUAAAUGAGACAAUUAUGUGGUCUCAAAUUGUAGGUAUUUGUCUUCUCUGAUAAUGUAAUUUUGAUAUAUUCGACUUGAAUAACAUUUACAUAAGGAUUGCUGGAAGUGAAGACACAUAAGUUUAAUUUAAGGUUCCUUGCUGAA